AUGAGGUUGUGCGGUUAUAGUCAAGCAGACCAAGAACGCUUUGUGAGAGCGCAGUUGCUAAAAGGACUCAGGAACAGACAGUUGGCGCAAACAGCAAGAACUUACGGCCACGAGAUCAACCUGAUAGUGCAGUCGGCCACAAGAGAUGAGGCGUACGAAGCAGAAUCCUCGAGAGAUGUUAUUCCAGCAAGUCGUGAAUCAGGUGUCUACGCAGUUCAACAGAGACGCUGGCAACGACCAACGCAAGAUUUCCGUAAGCGCAACAGAGAAGACGUGUCUGAUGGCAACCAACAGUCAAAACGAUACCGCGGAUACGAGAAGCAUACUUUAGAUCGACGCUCACGUUGCUCUAGAUGCAACCGCCCAGCCCACCAGAAUGGUCGAGUGUGCCCAGCUUUGCACAAGAGGUGUAACGUUUGCCAGGAAGUUGGACAUUUUGCCGCAACUUGCAGGCGUAAGCGCAUACACGCGAUACAACACAAGGAGACUCAACCUUCUACCCCAGCUUGGAGCGGUGAUGAGGAAGAUAAUAAACAGGAAGUUAACACGUUAUCCCUUCAAGACGUAUUGAUAGAUUGUUGUCUUGGUUCGUCCGCGCCAAUACAGUUUAUGAUAGACUCGGGUGCCGACGUCAACGUUAUAGGAGAAUGUGACUGGAAACGGCUAAGCCAGGAUUAUUCCUCUGGUCGCGCAGCAAUCAAGCCGAUUGAACUCGCCAAUGAUAAAUCCUUGCUUGGCUACGGAUCGGGUCAUCCGAUGUCCAUCGUGAAUGUAUUUCAAGCAAAGAUAGCAGUCUUAAAGUCCACCAAGCCAACGGUAGAUGCAAAAUUUUAUGUUGUAAAAGGCGGACGACGAUCUCUGCUUGGUCGCGAGACAGCAAGCGACCUGAAACUGCUUCAAGUCGGAAGAGCGGUAAAUAAUUGCGAAUCAGUGGAUGAACAUGAAACGUUUCCAAAAAUGCCUGGAGUUCAAGUAACGUUCAAUUUGGAUAAAACGGUUGCACCGACCAGAAAUGCGUACUAUAAUGUACCAUCCGCGUUUCGAGAUGGCGCACGCCGUAGGCUAGAGGAAAUGGAAGCAAACGGCAUUAUCGAAAAAGUUAAUAGAGCUCCGGAGUGGAUAAGCGGAAUGUCCGCAGUACCGAAAGGCAAGGAUGAUUUUAGGCUAGUGGUCAACAUGAGGGGGCCAAACAAAGCGAUCAAGCAGGAAUACUACAGAUUGCCUUUAUUAGAGGAAAUGAAGGUUAAACUGUUUGGUGCCAGAUACUUCUCGAAACUAGACCUGCGGAAUGCAUACUACCAUCUCGAGCUUGCAGAAGAGUCAAGAGACCUUACUACAUUUCUAGCGGAAAACGGAAUGUACCGUUUUACGCGCCUCAUGUUCGGGGUUAAUUGUGCCCCCGAAGUAUUUCAGAGAGAGAUGGUGCGGAUUCUAAAUGGCGUGAAAAAUGUGAUCGUGUAUAUCGAUGAUGUUCUGAUCUUUGCGAGUACACUAGAAGAACUGCGCAUAACGGUGGCGGAAGUACUUACCAUUUUAAAGACCAACAACUUAACGGUGAACGAAUCAAAAUGUGAAUUUGACAAGGCACGCAUCCAAUUCUUGGGCCACGAAAUCGACGAGCAUGGCUUUCAUGUUGAACAGUCUAAAAUAGACAGCAUAUUGCGAUUCCGGCCUCCAACCACUGCUUCUGAGCUAAGAAGCUUUUUAGGCUUGGCUUCGUUCAUUAGCUCACACAUCCAGGGAUUCGCUGACAUUAGCCGACCACUAUGGACAUUAACAUCUAAAGGCUCUUGGUCCUGGGGUCCUCAACAGCAAAAAUCAUUUGAAGAAAUCAAGGAACGCAUCGCACAGUGCACAGUCUCCCUAGGGUUUUUCUCGGAGCAUGACAAAACUGUCUUAUAUACGGAUGCUUCACCGGUAGCGCUGGGAGCAGUACUCAUACAAGAAGGUGACGGUCAAUGUGCUAGGAUCAUAAGUUUUGCCUCAAAGGCUUUAACCGAAACCGAGAGAAAAUAUCCACAGAAUCAACGGGAAGCAUUGAGCGCCGUCUGGGCUGUGGAACACUUUGCAUUCUACCUUUUGGGAAGACGGUUUGUUCUCCGUACUGAUGCUCAAGGUGUGGCAUUUAUAUUAAAUCGAACACGAGAGGAUUCUAAGAGAGCCCUCACCAGGGCGGAUGGUUGGGCCCUUAGACUCAGUCCGUACGAUUACGAAAUCGAGUACGUUCGCGGCUGCGACAACAUAGCAGACCCUUCUUCGCGUCUCUAUAACGGUAACGAUAAUCCUUUCGACGAAGAAACUAGUCCUUGGGAGGUUGCAAUGCUGGAAGUUAACGCAGUGGGCUUUCUAACAGAAAACGAGAUAAGGGACAGUACUUCACGUGACACUAUGCUGCAACAAGUUAUACUAUCAUUGAACACAGGUGAGUGGCCAGAUAGUCUCUCUAGGUUUCGAUCGUUAGAACAGAACUUGUCUGUGAAAAAUGGAAUUAUCGUUAAAACUGGUUGUGCUGUAAUUCCUGCCGAUCUACGCAAAAGGACACUCGAGGUUGCUCACGAAGGCCACCCAUCUGCGUCAAAGAUGAAGACGAUACUACGGCAACGUGUCUGGUGGCCUGGAAUGCCAAGUGAGGCAGAAGCUUGGGUUAAAACGUGUCCAACAUGUGCAAUUAAUGGCAAACCUGAGAAAACGACACCGAUGCAACGUAUUUUUGCACCAAAGGUCGUCUGGGACACAAUUGCGUUAGAUUUUAACGGGCCGUACGCUAGGUUUAACGGAAUAUCUAUUCUUGUCAUCGUUGACUAUCGUUCACGUUACCUGAUGGCAAAACCCGUUAAAAGCACAUCAUUUGAGCAUACGAAACAGGUUCUCGAAAGUAUUUUUGAUAAAGAAGGUUUCCCCAAGAUCAUCAGGACCGAUAACGGCCCCCCAUUCAACGGAGAAGACUACAAACGUUAUUGUAAUGAACGAGGAAUACAAAUGUCUUUCUCUACCCCUCUGUUCCCUCAACAAAAUGGACUAGUUGAGGGAUACAUGAAGAUUGUGAACAAAGCCAUGAACUCCGCCGCCUUCAAUAGUACCAGCUUUGUCGAUGAACUGCGUUCUGCUGUUCAAGCACACAAUUCAUCUGUCAAUCGGGUAACAGGAAUUGCUCCGGAAGAAAUAAUGACCGGUCGGAAAAUUAAGCGCGGUUUACCCCUAGUUGACCACGCGAAAGUAGAAAUUGACGACAACCUUUUGGACAAGCUCGAUCGGGAUGCGAAACUUCUGGGCAAAAAACGUGAGGAUGAAAGGCGUGGUGCUCGAAAUUGCCGUGUCAAGUCUGGGGAUACGGUAAUUAUCGAACGAACGUAUCGUACCAAAGGCGAAUCGCGAUUUGCACCUAGACGGUACGUUGUUGUAGAGGAACGAAAUGGAUCUUUGGUACUCCAAGGUGAUGACGGAAACACUCUGAGAAGACAUGUGUCCCAAACAAAAAAGGUGAGUUUGUGGCGUGACAUAGACACACCAUCAUCAGCAAGUAUCCAGCCUGGCGGAUCCGUUGCACAACGAACGGUGCGAGCGAAAACCGCCCCCGCAUAUCUGAAGGAUUAUGUACAAGCUGUCGAUAUGUGUUAA
This is a messenger RNA of Armigeres subalbatus, 3618 nucleotides long. RefSeq lists its product as uncharacterized. The transcript is spliced from 3 exons. The record is from RefSeq and is a predicted model, not a curated record. Bases 1 to 3618 code for a protein of 1205 amino acids. Gene Ontology annotation, biological process: proteolysis; DNA integration. Gene Ontology annotation, molecular function: aspartic-type endopeptidase activity; nucleic acid binding. NCBI's taxonomy places the organism in Eukaryota, Metazoa, Arthropoda, Insecta, Diptera, Culicidae.